AAGAAGGCGAACGCCGGCCUCUCGAAGACUUUCUUCAGCAGAUAUCCGAGUGCAACCACAGCCAGUGACAGUGAUGUGAUUGUUCCACUAUUAAAACCGAGUGAUUUAUCUAAACUAGGUGUACGAUUUUUUAUGGGAUUAUUACAAAAUGAUUCUACGAAAUUUUCACUGGAUAAUUCUGCUCAGUGUACACCUGUUCUGUACAAUCACCGCUCAAAACGACAAAUCGUACGACGAAAAUGACUGGAUACCCAUCACACCUUCAAACGCGGCCAAUCCGAAAGAAGCACAAGGCCGUGUACUAAAUCUCGAAACCCCUAAUCAAAACUUUUUCCCCGAAAAUGAAUACGUAAGGAAACCGGCACCCACGCAACAGUACCUUCGGGAAACAGGUUUUAAUAAAGCGGCCAACACGCGACAGCCUAAACCUGACCACCCCUACAAGUUCGAACCGGUAGUACCUCUCCAGACAGCUCAGUAUGUCCCACAAAACCAGUUUAUUCAACAGCAAGUCCAACCCCAAUUCAUUCAACCGGUCCAGCACUUGCCUUAUGUCCAGCCACAAACGGUGCAAAUUCAACAAGUCCAACAAGAACCUGUCCAAAUUCAACCAAUUCCCCAAAUCCAACGACCGGCUCAGGAACCAACGUUGAACCAACAACUUGUGGCUCCGCCGCAAAGUAAUCAAAAUUACUACAACACAGUGAAAAACAAUCAACAGAAGAGCGUACCCCUUAAUUAUCAAGCCUUAAAUUUGGCCACAAUUAAUCGAGAAUUGCUUGGAGCGAUACAAAAUCAAAAUGUGAACCAAAUUACCACAACUACAACAACCAAGCCGAAAGAGGAGAAGGAAACGAUUCAACUUCUGUACGUUCCACUGGAAAACCUCAAAUCCAGUCAACCGGUCACCCAGCGGGUGACAACACCCAAACAAGUCGAAGCUCCAAGAAAGGAAAAACAAAUUUCCAGACUGGAAAAUCACAGACUGAGCCACCUCACCACCGAUAUUCAAGACGAUUUCAUAAGACAAGCUUUGGCGGCUCACAAACUUCAACAACAGUUGCAAUCAGGCCAACCGGUAGUUUUACAAACGACAACAACACCAAAGCCCAAGAAACGCAAAGCAAAUCAACCACCUUUGGCUGUUUUUAUGGAAAAACAAGGCAAAGCGGAAGUUAAAGAUGUCCUCAACCUUUUAAAAGACGCCAAAUCUAUUUCGGUGCAAGACAGUGUCGGUCCAAAUUCGCCCCCGAUCUUUGUUGGUCCCUCGAACAUCGAACCAGAAGGUUACGCCAAAUUCCCCUUACCAUACCUCUCCACAGUGCAAGGUAACAGAAUCGAAAGGAAAGUUGAGCAAUUGCCGUUCUUUGUGGCGCCUUUGAGUUACAAAACGCCAGAAGGUUACUCAAAAAUACCACUGCCUUCGCCACAUGUCGGUUCGGUCGUGGUUUCAACGAAGGAUCAAUUGCAUGAGAAACAUCCAGAGUAUGUUCAACCUCAAACUGCCCAAAACCAAAUUGUUCAAGAUUUUGACGUCAAGCAACCGUUCCCCGAUUAUAGAGAUGAGCCAAGACCUAAUCCGUAUUUGUUGAACCAAGCGAAUGAAUUUGUUGGAGGUUUUCCAAAUAUCCCUCCUAAUUAUGAUGAUUACCAGAGUGGUCCAAAAGUGAACGAACCUCAACAAGACUACCCACAAACGCCAGUCAAAGAAUUUGUCCCAGAUUAUCAGGACUCUCCUCCGAGAAAUUACCAAACCGAAGAUAAAACUAAUGACGGAAACAAUUUCCAGUCUCCUGAUUAUCAGACCAACGACGGAAAAGGGCCUAAUCAAGACACAAAAGAAUUGAUUCGUAACUACGAUAUUCCUUCAGUUCCAGUUGAAUCCAAAGCAAGUUUCACACCCAAUUAUCAAGAAGAAGCAAGGCCAGAAAAUCAGUACCAAAGUUCCAUCGGACCCGAAUCAAAACCAAGCUUCACACCUAACUAUCAAAAUGACGAAAAACCCCAAAACCAGUACCAAAAUGAUUAUGUGACUCCAAAAGCCCAACCAAACGUUUACAAUUAUGACCAAGGCUCUGUCAGACAAACCACCGAAGCUAAUCCUCAAAACCAGUUCAGAUACCAGAAUCAAGAAUCCGAGUAUAGGGCACCCCAAUAUAAUACUCGACAAGACCCGCUUCGUCAAGGCAUAAACCCAUACGAAAUCCAGCAAAUUAACAAUCAAUUUGGACGGGAAAAAGAGGAAAGACCCGAAGUGCUCCGCAGUACCACUCCUGUCAUUACGACCAAAAAUUACGACUACGAUAUUCCCACCACAACACGUACAAGGUCCAGGUCACGUUUCAGAGGACGAACAACAGCGGCAGCAACAACACCCACAACACCAAGCACCGUUGCAGACGACAAGUACACUGUUUUAGAAGAAUUUGCCAUUCAACCCAAAACCACAACUGCAAAAUAUACAACAGAAGUUGAAACAAUUCCGGCAAAAGUCUACAAGUUGGAACCCGAACAACCAGUUUUUGUCCAAACCCAAGCCCCAGCGAAACACGUACUAAACCAAGAUACGUUAGACCAGCAAAUUCUACAAAUUAGUAAACCACAACCAGUAGCACCAGAACCAGUAGUCUACCACCAGAAUCAAUAUCCACAAGAACAAGAACAGUACCCACCACAUAACCCAUACCUUCCUGGUUUAAUCAACAAUUUGCAAGACCAAGCCGUACGACCGCUUCUAGUCCCAAAUCUUCUGGUCCCUACCACAGAAAAACUAACAACGGUUCCGCCUCCCUCAAUUGAGGAAGUACGCGUAACUACAACUGAAGCUCCAAGGAUUGAAACAACUACCAUAAGACGUAAUCGUGGCCGACAACGUGCUCACAGUCGUUUUAGUACCACCCAAGCACCAAGACGCACAGCAAGUCGGAGACGUCCUAACUACACCAGACCCACAACAGAACGUCAACAUGUGCGAACAACUACUGAAACUCCCGACUAUGAACCCACCAAACGCGGUACCAGUCAAAGACAAAGGUUUAGAACCAGGGGACGUCCAAUACAGAAGGAAGAGCCCGCAACUGAGCGUGUUCUCCAAACAACGGAAACUGGUUUCAAGCAACCACCUCUAGAAGGCGGAUUCCAGGCUUCGUCAGGAGAUCCACAAUCAUACAUGCAGUACGACCACGUCGUCGAAAACCAACAAGUGAUUACCGCCAAACCAGAGGAAACACCUUACAAGGAUUACCACCAAGUGUACAGUUUGCCACCACAAACCCAACCAACCGAACGACCAUUUGAAGAAGUUAGUACUACAUCGAAACCAGUCGUUGAUGUGAAAGUCACACAUUCAGUCCCCGAUAGGAGUCAAGAACCCUCAAACGAAGACCGGUAUGUCCGAGUCCAAUCGGGUGGUGUCAUCCACAACAACAAACAUGACGAAGCAACGCAAAGAACCCCAGCUCGGACGAGGGGACGCGCUCGAAUCAGGUCAAGAUUUAGCUCCACAACACCAAGACCCACAACCACGACGACAGAAAAGUUGCAAAAACAAGAAGAACAAGACGAAGAUUACGGAUUUAUUCGCAAACCAAGCUAUGAAAGGGCGCCGCAAGUCGUGACACAACAACCACUUCAACUUUAUUCCGCCUCGUAUCAAGAAAUUCCUCGCACGAUAAUCCAAGUGGAGGAUGACUCACAUACCAAACAAACGCAAGAUUACGACACAACUUCGCCGGUUCCUGUGCAAUUCGUCGGCCAAAUUAGACCGAAAUACACAACCACAGAGGCUCAAGAACCCUCGACUGAAGCUCCAAAGAGUCGAGGAAGAGUCAGGAUUCGGGUACCAAGCAGGAAAGCAACGUCACAACAACAACAAUCGUACAACGAACUCAAGUCACACAGAUAUGACGAUCAGGUGACUAGAAGAAGCAGUAAUGUUGUGCGGACGCGCGGUCGCGGCAAAUCACAUUUCAAACUGCCUGAGCAGAUGACUGUUAAAGAUGAUGAGCAUGAUGUCGAAGGGGGAAAUUAUCCAGCGUCGUAUCUCAAGAAUAGGGAACUGACAACGGAGAGACCUUCUUCCUUCCAAAUUACAAUUGACCCGUCGGAUGAAGAAGAUCAAGUGCCUCAUUCGUCGCUGUAUAGUCCCCAAAUUAUAAAAAGUACAGAUACACAGUGGGUCGAAGCUACCAACUUCCCGAAAGUCAAUGAACUCGAAACAGAAGACAAGCAAACGUUUGUUACGAUUCAGGAAGAACAAACGACACUUCCAUAUGAGGAAAGCGAAACUGAAACGGAAACUGCUCAAACCGAACCAAUCACCACGACCGAAGCCAUUGAUACUACAACGAUCAAAAUACGCAAAAUUGGGCGAAGAAGGGGAGUUUGGAAAUUGGUGAAACACCGACCGGUGGAUUCCUUCGACACUGCUGAAUCGCAGAACUACUUUUCCGUUAUCAAUGCUUUCGAAAGUGUUGAAAAAGUUAACGAUAAGUUUUCCGAAACUGUGAAACCUACCACCACCACCACUACUGAAGCACCGUCAACCACUACGACUCCUACUACUACUUCUACAGAAAGCAGUAUUUUUGACACACUUUACAAUUUCUUGGGUCUAGCAAGUAAAGCUAGCCAGUUGCCCGGAAGCAAGACUAAGAUAAGUUUCCAAAAGGAAGAGGUUACAACAACGACCGUGUCGCCCACGUUUCCUGAAGAAAUAACAGAGGAAAUAACCACCCAAGAAAUGGGAAACCAUGAAGUGGAAACUUUUGCUCCAGAAACUACAACAACCACAACUACGGAAGCUAGUAUAAAAAAUUACGACAUUGAGCCGUGGGAGGAGAGAGAUGUUAAAACCUCCACUUCGACAGAAGUGUCACACGAAACGGAAAUCUGUUUUAAAGGACGAUGUGUUAAAUCAAAAGAUGACGACAGUUCAUAGUAAUCACGUUAAUUUGUUUAUGUAAAUAAUUUAAUGUAAGCGGAGUGAAUGGAUAAUUGUGAAUGACUGUUGCUAAUUAUGAUCAGUUUUAAAUUAAUGAAAAACAUUUCGUUAAAUUUUGUAUUUAUUAUUUUUUGAUAUUAUACGUGGAACUCAAUAAAUGUAUAUACUUGUC
This is a messenger RNA of Tribolium castaneum (red flour beetle), 5114 nucleotides long. RefSeq lists its product as uncharacterized. The transcript has 2 exons. The record is from RefSeq and is a predicted model, not a curated record. NCBI's taxonomy places the organism in Eukaryota, Metazoa, Arthropoda, Insecta, Coleoptera, Tenebrionidae. Bases 149 to 4939 code for a protein of 1596 amino acids.